This is a messenger RNA of Osmia lignaria (orchard mason bee), 11876 nucleotides long. RefSeq names its product ABC transporter G family member E23 (gene E23). Gene Ontology annotation, biological process: transmembrane transport. Lineage: Eukaryota; Metazoa; Arthropoda; Insecta; Hymenoptera; Megachilidae. The record is from RefSeq and is a predicted model, not a curated record. Gene Ontology annotation, cellular component: plasma membrane. Gene Ontology annotation, molecular function: ATP binding; ATP hydrolysis activity; ABC-type transporter activity.
ACCUUUUGCCGGCCGGUGAUCUUUGGGAUCGCGAUGUUUCCAUAGAUAUCGUUGUUCAUCCGCCAAGGGAGGCAACACCCGGCCGUCAUUGAUCAACCAUCCGCUGAGCACGGCGAUCGUUAACUAAUUGCAUGUAUCAAGGAUGAUAAAUGAACGAAUUUGAAUCGGGUAAUUAUCUGGUAGCGAGAAGGGAUCGAUCGUUUCACCGAGAUUCCCUCGAGCGUGUAUUGAAAAGCAGUUGGAAAUCGUUUUCUCUUCUGGUUCCGGUGCCGGUUGUCACCGUUCUUCCGUGCCGCGUAAAAAUCUGAACUAGUUUCGUCGGAAACGAUCGGACACGGUUCGGUUGUCGAAUUAAAGGCGGGCGAGUAAUAUCGCGGCACGGGAUCGCGGAGAAAAUUACAUGUCACCGAUCCGCCUCGCAAGUGGAACGCGACGGCCACUUUCAACCAUAGAAGAUGUACCACGGGGCUCGUUUAAAUAGUUAAUCGUUAAUGAAGCCCGAUAGCUAGAAAGUGCUCCUUUAUCGCUCGAUUUCAGCACGGAUCUCGCCUGAUUCUCUGCGCUUCGCAGGAUACGAAAUAGAAAUGCCUCGCGGCACGAUGAACUCGCCUCUUCGUGUACCACAUUUCGAUCGAUAGAUUUUCGUAGAAAGUGUCUCUGAAAUCGAGCUUGCUCCAACGUCGGGCUAAUUGUUCCGCGAAUUAAGCGUUAAUACUGGAAAAAAGUUAGGGGUUCGUUAAUUAAGCCGGUCGAAAGGAAGGAAGUGUGAUCGUCGAUGCGAGUGAUCAGGAAAGCAGAAGUCGACCGGUUCAGAACUUUUCAACGAGUUCUAUUCUCGUGGGAAGGGCCGUGCUGAUUGGAUAGAAAGACGUCUGAGAAUAAAAGUUGGAAGCUCGAGUCGAUGAAACGAAGCGAAAUAAAAGCGAUUAUCUGGUCAAGAGUUUGAAAGGCUUAAGCUAAUUCAUUGGUAAUUGAUUCAUUUCAUUAUCCACCGUACGAGGCUACCUGAGAAUUUAUCAGAAUAACCUAAUAUUAACCGAGUCACCAGCCUUCUGUUGAAAUUCUCAAACCGAAAUCUCAAUUUUUCGACUCUUUUUUGCGUUUUUCAUUUUUCCGAAAAAUCCGAAGAAAUUGGGAAAAUAUGACAGAAACCGCUUUUUCUAUUCUACCCUCCUGAUUGAGAUACAGGGUUGAAACUUGACGAACACUUUUGACUAUCUUAUCCUGCAAUACCCUUUGCAUGAAACAUCAAUAGCGAUGUUGAUAGAAAGCCACGGAGAGUGAUCACCCACGAUCCGCAGGUAGUCGGAAAGCAGCACACGCGUGCUGUUGAAAAAUCAUCAUGGAGGUUGAUCAGGGUACAAGAACCCGGACGCUCUCUAACCAGGUAACGUCCCACAUCAGCCUGGAAACAAUAUCCACCUAAAUCUGCCUAUGAAUCGUUGCCCGAUAUCCAAGAAACCCUCUCUCUUCCUUUCUUUAUUCUCCCGAGAUGCGUUCCGUUGUUGGAAAGCGACGUCGUCUUCGUCGUCGUCGCCGUGGUGGUUAGGAACCUCUCUCGUAGUAUCCUAUCUCUGUCUGUUGGAUACACAGGUAAAGGGGAUAGGUUGAAGGGAGAGGGAGAGACGGGAUGGUUGGAUGCAGCUGCAAACACGAGCUUACCUGUUCACGUGCUGCCACGAAGGUGACCGUGCCUCCUAGCCGAGAGUGCAUCGAACGAGGUAUCCAGGCUGACACCCACGCCGUAACGUUUUCUGGGCCGAAAAAUCAACGGAGAGCGCCGUUCACUUCCGUGUGGCCUGUUGCAGAGAGCCAGGAGAGCUUGGUCGCGAGCUGCACCGCUCACACUUGGGUUCCGGGUCGGUUUUUCGCCCUGAAAACGUCGCGAUUGUCGAGACCCAGGCCUGGCUGAGCCGGGCGUGACCAGUUCUCCAUUUUUUUCUCUCAUUCUAUAUCUGCUCUCCGCGUCGCGUCGCCUCGCGUCGCCCCUUUUCUUCGAGGCUGGUACACACCGCCCCGAGUCACACUUGUCCGUCUUUAAACCACGCUUCUCACUGUUCCUUUUUCCUUUUCCUUUUCCUUUCCUUUCUCCAACGCUUCAGACGUCUCGCUUGUUUCACCGCACUUCUUUUCCCCAGCUGCGUAAAGUGCAAGAUGAUGUUCAGCAUCCUCUGUGUUACGAAUAAAGUCACUCCAAGUGGUCUGUAGUUGUAAAGUUUCAAGUAAUUCAGAAGCAUAGUUAGAUGGUCGAAAAUAUUCUGUUUAUGGUAAUUUAUGGAAAAAAUCGUGGAUAUCUAGCACCGGUGCGAUUGUCUCCGUGUUCGAUCGGGUAAGAAGGUGGUGGGCGAGGAAGCGAGGGAAGAAAGAAGGGAUAAUAUUGGUAGGGGAAAGUAAAAAAGAAAGAAGUGUACCGAUCGAGCACAAGCGGAUCGGUCGAGGGAAAAAUCGAUUUCGCGGUGGAAACGCAUAACGCGAGGAAUGCACACGGUGCAUCGAUCGUUCGAUGGCCAACAGCAACUUGGUGCACUGGCGUACUCGAGCAUCCAUGCCUUCUAUAUACGCCUACGGAUAUUCCUAGUUACUUUGCUCGCGUGGGUAGCCUCGGAACGAGUAUUUACGUGAAUUCGGUGGAUCGCGAAGCGACUCGAAGCUGUGAACUCGGUCAUCGAAAGACGGAUAGCCUUUGCCGAUUUUCUAUCGCGCGUGUCAAUCGUCGUUCUUCAGGAGAACGCGAUCUCGCGGCAAGACGAACACGAAGACGUCUGCUAUGGUGGCUGGAUACCUGGACGAGAAUUCUUGCACGAUUCUACUCUUGGUCGACAGAGUGGAAAGCUCAGCGUUGCAGUUGGUGUAUCCGCUGGAUUCUCGUCCGGUGCAGUUAAUCUUCCGGGGGUUGCAGGUGGUCAAGGAGAAACGUUCUCUUCUGAGGGAUGUUUCGGGCAUUGUUAAACCCGGUGAACUUUUGGCCGUCAUGGGCCCUUCAGGUUGCGGCAAAACGACGUUGUUGAAUUGCCUGUCAGGCCGAGUGGGCGUCGACGGGGGUGAAAUCUGGCUGAAUCGUGAAAGACUGACAAAAAGAUGGCGCAGGAGAAUCUGCUACGUUCAGCAGCAGGACGUUUUCUUUCCCGAUCUCACGUUGCGCCAGACACUCGAGUACCAGGCGAGGCUCAGGCUUCCGGACACGUUCUCGCACUCCCAGAAGAUGCAGUGCGUGGAUCACAUCAUCGAGGUCCUCGAUCUUUCCGGCUGCCAGGACACAAUUAUCGGAGAUUACACGAAACGAGGACUGUCUGGCGGUGAAAAGAAGAGGACCAGCAUAGCAUGCGAGUUGCUUACGAAUCCGUCGCUGAUGUUGCUGGACGAACCAACGAGCGGGCUGGACUCGCACUCGGCACAGGCGUUGAUUUCACGGCUGAAGAAGUACGCUGAACAAGAGGGUAAAAGCAUCGUGGUGACAGUGCAUCAACCCAGUUCCAGGAUGUUUCACAGCUUCAGUAAGCUUCUUCUGUUGAGCCGUGGCCAGGUGGCGUAUUACGGCUCCACCUCGAAUGUUGGCAGGUUUUUCUCCACGAUAGGACUUACCUUGCUGCCGCAUUACAACCCCGCCGACUUUAUACUGGAACAAAUAAAGGGUCCAGAGGAGGUUCGGGAGCGUAUCGUAACCGCAGCGCGGAACGCGAGACAGGGACCUGACUGCCCGCCGGAACUUCGUCCGGAAUAUAAUCCCAGCCAACAUCCGCUCUGCGACCAUCUCAUACAUUAUCACGAGCACCACAUCAGCCACAACGUUAAAGAAGACGAAGGUCGUACACUGUGGUUGGACACACAAAGCCAUGCCAGCAGCAGUGCCAGUUCGGCGGACGAGGACUAUUCCUGGCAGUGGCCCACCAGUUUCUGGUCGCAAUUCAAAGUAUUAUCAGAAAGAAACUUUCAAGAGGCACGGCCACGAAUGCUGUCUCGUCUGAAUUGGCUGCAAACGAUAGCCCUAGGUUUACUCGCUGGACUGCUGUGGCUCAGGCUUCCCAGAACCGAAGCAGCUCUUCACGACAUUCAAGGCUGGAUGUUCUUCAGCACCACGUAUUGGAUGCUGUUCGCACACUUCAGUACACUCUCCAGUUUUCCUCCAGAACGCGAGGUUAUCAACAAGGAGCGAUUGUCAGGGUCGUAUCGGCUCUCGGCCUAUUACCUGGCGAAAAUGGUCGGCGAGUUGCCGCUUACGAUUACGCUGCCCGCUGUUUACCAUAUCAUUAGUUACCCCAUGUUGGGCUUCCACAGUCCGGCUGUUUUCGUCACCCUGUUGGCGUUCCUGCUGCUCAACACGAUCGUUGCACAGAGCGUGGGCUUCUUCGUCGGUGCGUGCUGUUUGGACUUACAGGUGAGCAUAACCGCUUCGGCGCUUUACACGCUCGCCACGCAAUUGUUGGGCGGGUAUUUAGCGACCGCGGUACCACCGUGGUUGGCGUGGGCCAGAUACACGAGCAUGGUUCACUACGCCUACCAGAACAUGCAGAUCCUGGAAUUCGGCGUCGGCGAGCCGAUCACAUGCUCACAGCCAAGCAAAUUCCCCGAAUGCAGAAACGCGACGACGAUACCAGUGUCCGCGAUUCUGGAGAGCCAAAAUGGCGCCAGGGGUUCCGGUCUUCCAUUGUGGGCGAACACGGCCGUUCUCCUGGCGUUUCUCGUGAUUUUCCGUACACUCGGCUACCUGGUGUUGCGUUAUUACCGCGUGCCGAAGUGAACCACCCGACGGCCCCAUCGUCAUGGACUGUAUCGGCUGAUCGAUUAAUCGACGGACAUCGACGGUUAGCCCAGGUUGCGCUAACGGAAAAUACGCGUCGAAGGCUUCCUUGACCCUUCGUUUCGAGACGGCCACGACAACAGAAAUCGCGACGCGAAAGCUUUAUUUUUCCAGGGGAUCACGUUCCGGUUUUAACGAACGAGACAACCGGAAAUGGCGAUGGAAAGAUGCAUCUUAAUUGGAUUACCAUUGGAAAGUUCAGAGUUAUCCUACAGUAAGCAUACUGACUAAAGUUCAGCUUGAGAAAUUAUUAUUUUUCAUUUCAAUUUCGGUCAUUUUGUAGAAUAGAGCCUUGACAGUUUGAAUUUCAAAAAUAUAUAUGAGGUACAUUCGCGAUCAGAUCGAAUGAUAUAACAGGAAUUUUCAGAGUUAUAAUUUUGACGAUAUUAAUAUUAAAUUUAGUUUGUUACUAAAUUUCAUCAAAUUUAGUAUAUGAAUAAUAAAUAAAUAUCUAUUCAAAUUUUCCCGCAAUGACGUUGAUGAGCCCUCCAUUCCUACAUUGUCAUUCUCCCCGGGGAUGCUUAUGGGGAAGGGUGAGACCCGGAACAUCCCCAUUUACCUCGAGAAAUUCUCCAUUUUUCUGAUUUGAUUGCGAGUGUACCAUCGUCAUUAAAUUGUGAUUAUGCCUAAUGUAGGAUCAAUAGAAGUCUGAUUUAACUCUAGACGGAGGGAUUCGAUGUAAUUAAGAGUCAAUUUUUCAGCUCCAUUAUCCGGUCACCGCUAUUUUUAAUUAACGAACGAUUAGCAGAUAUUUUUCUUAACUGUACACUCAUCUCGCAGAAUAGUACGUAUAUGUAUAUAUUAAUAUACCUCAGAUAGAACAGGGAACCAGCGACCUAACGAAACGAAGGGUUAAACAAGGAGUGUUUAAUUUCUCUUCUUUUGUAUUCGGAAUGUUCGUCGGGAAUGGUCCCGCGAUCGGGAGACAGGCGGACACGCCAUCGAGAGACUUUGGCGAAGACUAUUAUAUAAUAAUAAGAUUGUAUCAAGUAGAGACUUUAUAUAUACGAAUAUAUGUAUCAACGCUAAAAACGAAGUACGAGAAACAGGGAGAAUGAAAAAUGAACGGGGAGAGAAUGAGACAUCUUCUUUGUUUUAAUUUCUUGCGGCAACAAGGGUAUAAUAGUAGCGAGAGAGAAAAAAAGGAACAGAGCGAACGAGACGAGAAUGAAUGCUACCACAACUUGCGAGAAUGAGAGAGAGAGCGUCUUUUUCUUUUUUGGAAAAAUCGAUGCGGCGUCGGGACGCCGCGAAACCGACUGAAAAAACAAAACAAACACAUUUGUACGGACGACGAUACAUUUCUUACGCGCGAAAUACAAAGAAAUGAGAAGAGUACGAAAAAAAUGAAGAAAAAAAAAAAAGAUGACAAAAAAAUAUGUAUAUGAAAGGGGGAAUAGAGAAAGAAGAAUACAUCCUCCCUCACCCCUCCAAACGUGACCCGAGUAGGUUUAGGAAAGACGUAUUGUAAAAUCGCGAAGAAACUUUUUAAUAAUCGUUUAGCGACUAUCCACGUUUCAUUUUUACUUUUUAUUACCGCAGAACAAUUUACGCUACCCGUUUUUAAGAUAAUCCGCCUUAGGUGUUUAAGGUGAUGCUGCUGCUAUCUAUUCAUUAAUUAACUACUCUAUCACUUAGUACUUUUUAUUAUCGAGCGCUGUAAAACUGUAAGUGAUUAUCGAGCGAGAUAAGGAUACAAACCAACCGUUCAUAUAUACAUAUAUAUACAUAUAUAAUAUUAUAUAUAUGCCUGCCAAUUUCGAUAUUCUACCGUGUAGAAAAAAAGAAAGCAAGGAACAAGGGGAUGAGAUGAGACACGUGUACGGUGUGAAAAUAAUGGAGAUAGGUUUCUAGGACAAUUAAACAAAGAAAUUCUUCACAGGUCGCACGUGAAUGAAUUUUUUUUUUUUAUACAUAAUUUAAUAUUGCGACUGAUGGGAUUCGAUGUAACACGCGCGAGCAGUGUUACGAAUAGGUAUGCGUUUAUGCUGACUUGCUUUAUGGGAAAUCGGGCUUCGAUUAGCCGACCCCCAUUAGAAUUUGUUGGCCACUGACUCGUAUCUAUGUGAUGUGUCUUUUUUUCUUCUCUUUUUUUCUUUUCUAGAAGCUCGAUAUUGUUACGAAAUUGGGGAUCCAAAUGAAACAUUUAACGAGCGGUGUAAUAAUUCAUUGGCUACCUUGUGUACAUAGAAAUUUUAUAUAUAUAUAUACAUACAAAUAUUAUAUAUAUAUGAAACUAUUAUAAUUAUUAUUAUCAUUAUUAUUAUUAUUAUUUUUAUUAUUAUUAUUAAUAUUAUUAUUAUUACUAUCGCAUGUACAUGUGAACUAAGGACUGAACGAGGAGACACGCGACGUUUUUCUUUUCUCAUUUUUUUUUCUUUUUUUUUUCUAAUUAUUAUAAAUGCACUGAUUGGGGAAACGAUACAGGAUACAACAUACGUGAACGAAUAUUCGGUAUAGCAAUGAACAGUUCACGAAAUUUUAAGACUAAUCUAUGAAUUUUAUAAAAGAAAAAUCUUUUUUAUCUGCAUUUCUGACAGAGAUCUUUUAUUAGAAUUACUAAACUAAAAAUAGUGGAUGAUUCGUUGGUAUACCUAAUAUUAUUCUACCGAUAUUACCGAUAUUAACCCUUUCACAGCAGGAGAGUUCACCUAAAAGAUCCAAUAAUCGUUACGAAGGAAAAAGAUGGAGGUUGUAUUUAGGAAAUUAAAGGAGAUUAGUCAAAUUAAUCGAACGUCUACGGCAGUGAAAGGGUUGAAUAAAUCCGCCAGCAAAUCUAAAGCAAACAGUCUAAAAGCAUGGAUCCGAGAUACGGGAAAGGACAGAUCCUCCGCAAGAACACGCACACUAAACACACACAUACACAGCCAGAAGUUACGGAAAAGUUGAAAUGUUCGCGUUUAUAUAGUAUAAAUAAUAGUUAGGUUACCGUGGAUCGUGGACGAUGACGAGCCUCGAUUCGAGAGGAACGAUGUGUGCUUUUCUUUAGUCGGCCAAAAGGGGCAAAACGUUUUCGAUUUUGUGCGAAGAACCGGACGACUCGCCUAAUCCGCUAAGCUUUCCUUCGAGAGAAAAAAAGAAAUAAAUAAAUAAAUUAAUCGGGGAAACCGUCGCGUGUCCAAUCACCCUUUGCAUAUCCUCGUUGGGACAGCUUUCGUAAAGUUUCUUUUUUACUCUUCGUGACCUAAUUAACCGCUUCGAAGUUUUAUAUACAUAUUUUUUGUUUCUUCAAAUUUUUCAUCACUUCCUUCGAAGAAACUUGGACGCUGACCGAACGGCUUCCGGUUGUUUGAAAGACACGCGACGGGAUUCGUCCGGUACACGCACAUCGCAAUAUCCACCAAGUGUUCAGAAGUGGGUUCGGUGUCGAACGAGGGCGAGGGGAUUAGAAAUUGAUUAAAGAACGAAUUGUUCCGCGAUUACAAAGAAAAAAAAAAAAAAAAAAUAGUAGGUUUUAAGGGGGGUCGAGGAGAAAAAUAAAACGAAUACGAAGACCGUGGCUACGUAUCGGAGAUGUUUAAACAAAGAUUUGGCUGUGUCAAUGUCUCGAACGAUUUAUUCAUUUUUCUAAUGCUUUCUUUUUUCUACUUAAACGUUUCAAAACCACCUGACUGUUCGCGAAUGCUCUGAACGUUCAAGGCAUAUCUCGAACAGCUCUGGUGUUGGAAAGUCAUGGAAAAUGUUGUUACGAAAGAACAGGGAAGAAUGAUUGAUGAAAGAGAGUAUGAAAGUGACGAACAGCGCACAGUUAAGAGAAAGAAACGAAGAGUAAAUUAAAGAAAGUCGUUCAACGUCGAUCAUCGUUGAGAGUUAUCCUCUUUCCUUUUCGAGGAAAAUCUGUCUCAAACACGUGCGAUUAGUAUUCGUGGGAAAAAAUAUCACUGCCAAAACGAGGUAACGACCAUUUUUCAUUUUUAGUAUACCUACAAGAUACUCUGAAUCGGAUCGUGUUCAGGAAAUAACGAAAGCGAAUUGUACAAUCUUGUUUCAAUUCAAACGAACACCAUAUUAUAUCAAAUGUAACAUAGAUGUUCUUGGAUAUUAAACGUUUAUGGUGUAUGCCUGGUUUAUAAAUGAUUAUCCAUGUUACUUGGAGAAAGAAACUGUCUCUCUAUACCUUUUCUAUUAGGUCUUUUCUAAUUUCCACGAAAUAAUACUUGUGAUAUAUCAAAUUAAAGCUUAAAGUUUCAUAAAGGUUUCGUUGAUAUAAUAAACUUUUGGCAUGAUAAAUCAUUCUAAAAUGACCUAAUAGAAUAUAUUUUACACAGUUUUGAAACAUAUGUAAUUGAAUAAAGAAUAAUCCAUAACAUUGCAAUCCUAUGCAAUAAAGGGAGACACUUUUCUUUCCCACGAAUCGUCUGCUAUCUCUUUUUUUUUGUAAUUACAAAAACGUUUAUUUGUUGCUUGUAAGAAAAUAACAGCGAACGAGACGACGAACGACUCGACGUUUGCUUUCUCUACUUGCCAGUAGUACGGCGUCUCUUUUCUCAGACAAAGUUUAUACAUAUUAUAGAAGAUAGAUGUGUGUCGAAGGUGGCGACGAUAUCGAUGACAGUCUAUACUUUCGUUUCAAUUUCACCUUCGACGCAUCCGCCGGCGACGAUGAAAAACUGAUAUCACCGUUUUACGACACGCGUCUUUUUCCAAAUUUUGAUACUCCUAUUGUAUACACUGUACUCAGCGUCCCCAACAUAUUUGUAUACGUUUUACAAACUUACAAUUUUUGCAGGAAAUCCGAAUCGAACUCUCGCGAUUGAUACAAUUCCCCGAGAUAGAUUUUCAAGAUCGAUCGUAGAGUUCGAACGAACAGCGAGCGCACGUUUUGUAGUGAACAUUUUCGUCAUCUUCGAGGAUAGCCUCGAAGUUUCUACACACACACACACACACACACUUUUUCACGCUUUUUCGCACUGAAAUACAAUUUAUAAGACUGAGAACGUUUUUGAUACAUGUUAGUCGUGACGGAUACCACGAGCACCGCUGCGAGACGAAAGGAUUCGAAAAGUUAGUGUCAAAGUGUUGAAAAAUUUUCUUGAACAAUCCCGAGAAUUCCAAUGCUCGUAGAGUUUAAAUGAUAUUUCGAAUACCCAAUCGCUAAUUGCGCUCACCCUGAAGAGGCUCGCAGAAUGAAAUUAACACAGCCAAACAACUCUCUCCCAAUGAUCGUUUCUUCGCGUUUCUUCAAACUCUGCCUUCUUCUUCGUAGGAGACAUUUUUCGAAAGUCUGUUCACGAUCGAAUGAUCGGUUUAGGAAUGUGAUAUAACGAAACUCGAGGAACGUUUAUGUAAGAUUUGAUCUUGAACGAACGAGAAGGGAAGUUGUACGCGACGAGAUGUGACUGUUUCGCUUUACAAAAAUAGUGCCUUUUUUUAAAGAAAAACUCUGUUGUUUGUGCCAAGUCGAAUUCAAGGGAUGCGAAUGCGUACGCGUUACACAGAGACACACAGGCUCGAUUGUAAAGGGAAGGAGACGCGAAGAGGGCUGCGAAUGUAAUGAAGAGCUUAAGGAAUUCGUCGAGAGACUGAUUGAAAGGGGUCGUUUUUCAUUAUACAGGCUUUAAAAGGGUUGAUAGAAGAAUUUCUUCUCUAAGAACGUAGAAUGUUUAGUUCACAGGGAACGAAUCGAUCAGUUCUUUACUCUACACUUUAGUUCGUUUAACCCUUUUCUAAGGCACACGUUCACGAUUUACGGAGACAGAGAACGAGGGUGCAAGAAAAAGAUCGUUCGGUUAGAAGGGCGUGUUUCUUGAUUAAAAGAUGAAAAUGAGAGUAUGAUUGUGUGUAUGUGGGUGUGCGAGAGAGAGAAACCACGGGACUAACGAGAAGAAAAGAAAAAUGCCAAAAAGUGUUCCACUAAUAUUGGCGUAACUAGAUAGAGAAGUAAUUAAAAGAAAAUUCAGAUUAGGGAUUCAAAUUUCCAAAUAAAAUACCAUUGCGAAUUGCAAAAAUAUUUAAAAAUUAGUCAAAUUACAAUUUUAUGAAAUAAAAAUAUCUGGGACCCUAGAAAAUCCUAGUUACGCCAGUGUCUAUUAACCAUUGCCGCCGUGGAUCCCCAGAAUAGUACCUACCAUUAAAAAAAAAAAAUGAAAUUGAGUGUAAUAAUCAUGUAUGUAGAUUGAGUGCAAAAGAGAGGAACAAACGGGAGGAAAAAAGUUAAUAUAUAACUCGAAUCAUGUUCAUACAUAUGUACAUAAUGUGUGUGUUCAUCUAUGUAUAGGUAUAUAUGUGUGUAUCUAUGUACAGCAUCGAGCAAAGUAGAAAUAAUAGCAUUACAAAAUUUUUAUUUCGAUUAUAUUAAUAUUAAAAUGUAAAUGAUUUUUAAUCUCAAAUUCUUCCAUCUAAACGUUUGUACGCCAAUGAUGGGAGUCCACGAGAUCUCUUUCCCUACAUGGCCUUUAUCCCCAGAGAAGCCUACCAUGCUCGGUACUGUACACUGCGUAUGCACACGUAUGAGACACAUGGACACGCGUUGCAUAUUUCAUCGUCACCAAUUCUACACACACACACACACACUCAUAGACACACUUUGUAUCGUCAUCCCUUCGACAUACCAAUUUUCAUCAGAUUUUUUAGACUGCGUACUGUAUAUAUAUACAUGAAUUGUACGAGAUAUACAUAAGUAUAUAGAGGGUGUGUCAUUUCAAUCAAUUCCCUUUGAAUACCCACUGAACUGUUGAUAAUAUCAAAAAUAUUUCUGAGGAGAGUUUAAGGAUUUUGAAAAUUAUUCGAGCUCCUCGUUUGUAAAAUUAAUUUAAGUCCACAAAAUAAAAAGUAGGAAAUUGUCAAAAGUUUAUGAACCGGGGUUAAUUACUUUGAUCUGGGUAUAAUUCAUACAACUCUGAAAUAUUUUUUUAUAUUAUAAAUAGUUUGGUAGAUAUUCGAGGAAUGGUACACCCUGUACAUGGAUAUAACGAUACACUUAGCACUAACAGAAUUAUUACCCUAUUAUUAUUAUUGUAUGAAAUGAUAUUAAUUAACUGAUAGUAUUAUACCUGUUGUCCUGGUAGCGGAUACAAGUUCUUUCGCAGUAAUAUUACCCAUUAAAGAAAAAAAAAAAAAAUGAAAAUCGUUAUACAUA